AAGAAGCAGCAGCAGCAGCAGCAGCAGCGGCGGCGGCAGUAAUAGAAGAAGAAGAAGAAGCAGAAGCAGCAGAAGCAGAAGAGGAAGCAAAAAGGAAGAAGAAGCAGAAGAGGAAGCAAAAAGGAAGAAGAAGAAGAAAGCUGGAUCGUCAUGACGCAGUGCCCGGGCUGCGGGUGGAGGAAGUGACGGGCUCGGGGUCCGAGGGGAGCGUAGUAGCGUGUUAAACGGGUCUACAGCGUCUCUCCGGCGGUCAGGUGACGUGAGGGCACCGGCACGCCAACACAGACGCUGCUUCAUAACCACAAACGGCUGAGGCGGGGAAAGUUGGAACCAGGCUGAAUACGAGAGUCGAGCAGCUUGUUGAUUACAACCAUGUCGGACUUCCUGUACCAGCUGCCCGCCGGCCUGCUGGCAGAGUUCUGCCGGAUCAUGGACGGACUGUCCGACCCGGACUGGAUCCGAUUCGCCUCAGAGGUACUGAGUGACCAGAUUGACGUGCGAUUGGCUGUGCGGAAAGAGAGGCGGACUGACUGGGUGAUGAACCAAUGGGAGAACAGGAAUGGUCGAAUUGGGGCGCUGGUUGACCUGUUGGAGCGUCUGCACUUCCUGAGGGCCAGAGACAUCAUCCUGGGCUGGAGGUUGUCAUCUCCUCCUCCAUCAACCUUGCAGCCUCCCCUCCCUCCUCCGUCAGAAUAUAUGCUAAAACCCAGUCUGUACCCUGUCUGCCCGACCACACACCCACCCAGUGGAUCUGGAGGACAGAGACCCCUUCCCAAACCAGGCCCUCCCCCGUCCUAUCUAGUCUCUGGAGUCCAGCAACCACUGCAGGUUGACAAGAGCAGUGGUGUCACAAUAUUUGGUGGUGGGGUGAUGGAGUGGGCGUAUGAAGAGGUGCAUGCUGGGACGCAGGGCUUCUCUCCAAGCCUACAGCUCGGGGAGGGAGGCUUCGGGCACGUCUACAGAGCCUCCAUGAAGAACACCACAUACGCCGUCAAACGCCUCAAACAGGAUUCUCCAUCAGGCUGCAGGCUGGUGGAGCAGAGCUUCAAGACAGAGGUGGAGAAACUGUCUCAGUACAGACACCCCAACAUUGUAGAAUUAUUGGGGUUCAGUGUCGAAGGAGGGAAGAACACUUAUUGCCUGAUCUACGGCUUCAUGGCGAACGGAUCUCUGGAAGACCGACUGCACAGCUUGGCCACCGGUGCACUCUCCUGGCUGCAGCGCGUCAGUGUAUUGGAAGGAGCGUCCAGAGCGUUGCAGUUCCUCCACCAUCCUCCUGAGCGUCAUGCUCCGCUGGUCCAUGGAGAUGUGAAAAGCUCUAAUAUCCUGCUCGAUCAGUUCCUGGUUCCUAAGAUGGGUGACUUUGGCCUGGCCCAGUUCUGCAGGGGUUUGUCCAGUAAGACAGGUGGAAAGACGGGCAGUGAGACAAGCUAUGUUGGACGGACAAGUGUCGUGCAGGGGACUGUGGCUUACCUACCAGAUGACUACAUCCAAACUGGAGAGCUGGGGACUGCGGUCGAUGUCUUCAGCUUGGGAGUGGUAUUGUUAGAGAUACUGACAGGUCGCAGAGCUCUGGAGAUUGACAAGCACUCUAAAACCACAUACCUGAAAGAUCUGGUGUUAGAGCUACAGGGCGGCAAUGGCGGUGUCUCUCAGAACCAGAUUAAGUCCUCUGCUGCUGAGGUCUGCAGGACUCAUCUGGACCCUUGCCUGCAAAGCGGUCCUGCUCAGGACAGCGGGCCGGCCAGAGCGGGGGUCCCUGUGGAGGCUGGCUUCUCGGGGCCAGCUGGAUGUAUUGAAGUGGCUGCUCUCGCCUGCCGAGCUCUGGACCGCAGGAGAAAGAAAAGACCUCACAUGACUGAGGUGUUUCAGAAACUGCAGGACCUCCUCAACAAUUUGAGAACCUCGCCUCCUCAACCUCCGACCCCCUCCCUCUCCCUGGACUCCAGUCUGGGAUCUUCGUCCCAGCAGCUGGAUAAAGUAGGACCACUGGAGGACACGUACUGUCUCCAGAACCCCUGCUGCUUACCUUCCAGUCCUUGUGAGACUGAUGAGAGCCAGGGCUUCUCUCAGUACCAGGCAUUCUCUGGACACACUCAGAACCAGUACAGGUCUUUGUCACCAUCUAUCAGAUCCCAGCAUAACUAUUCCAGUGAUUUGAUGGGAAACCAGUUCAGCGCUGCCUCCCAGCCUACAGAGUCCCACUACAGUCCUCCCAGUAGGAACCAGGACAGCUCUCUUACCCAGCCCAGUAAGACCAGUAAUAUGGACGGGUCUGGGCCCUGGGAUAGUCCCAAUCAUGAGCGGCCUUCUGCAGUGGAAUGUGAGACAGACAGCAGGACAGACAGAUCAGUGGGGAAUCUCCAUCCAGAUGCCUCCUCCUUCUCCCCUGCCCGCUCCCUUAGGUCCUCGUCCCCGGGACCCGCCGGUGGAGUGCAAGCAGAACCAGAGGAGAGUGAUGAACUGGACUUCCUGCCUGGUUAAUCUGUCCUGCCAGACUGGUUUCCUGCCUGUCUGUCUGUCUGCCUGCUCACUACAAAUCCUCCACCUCAGUGACUGACUGACUGGUUUGUUGUCUGUCAGAUGAAUACAAAGUGACUGGUUGCAUUGUGGUUAAUUUACAAACAACUCUUUGUGUGUGUGUGUGUGUGUGUGUGUGUGUGUGUGUGUGUGUGUGUGUGUGUGUGUGUGUGUGUGUGUGUGUGUGUGUGUGUGUGUGCGUGCGUGGGUGAGAGAGGAGACGUGUGUCAUAGAAUUAUGUUCAGAAUGAACGAGAUGGAAACAGACAGGAAACGGGAAGAAACAAAGGAAAAGGAGACACUUCCAUGCGAGCUAAUAAAAGUAGUUGUGUGAUAUUUUGGACCAAUCACAGAGCAGUUCUCAGCCCAUUUCAAAACCACUUUAAAACAUCGUGAAAUUAAAAUGUCUUUACAUUUCUUCAUAGAUUUUUGUUAUUGUAUAUUUAUUCAAAUUUUUCUGCUAUUUUCCUGAUAAUUUUCAUCAACAAAGUGAACAGUGCUGUGUAGAAGUCCACUGCUUCAUUUGUUCUCAAAUAUGUGUUUUGCUGGUAUGAAACAACACUUAUUUUGUCAGCAGAAUUUAGCUUGGCGCAGCACACCUGACAGCUGCUUUAAUGUCCACACAGUCACAGAGUUACUAAGAAGGACAGUGUAGCUUAUAGAUUUUACCAGGGUUGGUAGACAGUGGAUGAUUGACAGGCGAGAAUAGGCAUUGUGGUGGGUGUGAAUAUGAUUGACAGCCACGAGAAUUGUCCAAUCACAUUAGAAAAAAAACCCUGAAGAAACCAAUCAGACAGCAGCCUCAGGUCACCUGCUCACCACAAGUUCAAGGGCUUACAUAAGGUAUGGUUUGGCUGCCGCCCCUCACCCAGGAAGUAUAUGUAUUCAGACAGGAAGUAUAUGUAUUCAGACAGGAACCAACCAAACACCAUUUGAACCAGUAUUUAAUUCUGCUGACAGGCGCUCACAGACUAACAACAUUUUAUUUCAUCAUUGUUUGCAUUAUACAGCUAGAUUAUAUUUAAUUAACAUGUUUAAGUAGAUUUUCAUCUCUUGAUAUUUGAAGGGGGCGGCGCCCCAGCGCCGUCUACUGGCCAGCCGCCACCGGUUACCAUAUUCCACACAGUUGGUUAAAUAGCUAUUUGUCACUGAGAGAUUCCAGAUGUGUGUUUGUGACGUUGACAGUAUUUCAGCUAAAAUAAAAAUGAGCUUUCACUUUGGUUAGAACGUGUUGUUUUUAUAGGACAGCAGCGGUGCGACCAACCCUAAAAAGCAGAACAGAGAUGUGUCCUUGUUGCGACAGCUGGGGGAAUCCUCUGAUUCAUCACAGUUACCAGUUUACCCACAGCAGAGUGCUUUAGCUAAGACACACAAUACAGUCCUCAUGAGGUGUGUGUUACUUUACUUCCCGACAACCACACUCG
Lampris incognitus (smalleye Pacific opah) is the source of this 3943-nucleotide messenger RNA. RefSeq names its product interleukin-1 receptor-associated kinase 1 (gene irak1). NCBI's taxonomy places the organism in Eukaryota, Metazoa, Chordata, Actinopteri, Lampriformes, Lampridae. The transcript is spliced from 14 exons. Gene Ontology annotation, cellular component: plasma membrane. The record is from RefSeq and is a predicted model, not a curated record. The coding region runs from base 373 to 2484 and encodes 703 amino acids. Gene Ontology annotation, biological process: protein phosphorylation. Gene Ontology annotation, molecular function: protein kinase activity; ATP binding.